Rhinichthys klamathensis goyatoka is the source of this 912-nucleotide messenger RNA. RefSeq names its product granzyme K-like. Lineage: Eukaryota; Metazoa; Chordata; Actinopteri; Cypriniformes; Leuciscidae. The transcript has 5 exons. Gene Ontology annotation, biological process: proteolysis. Gene Ontology annotation, molecular function: serine-type endopeptidase activity. Bases 139 to 912 code for a protein of 257 amino acids. The record is from RefSeq and is a predicted model, not a curated record.
UUUUGAUUCUGCUCUGACCACAAAGUAACCAAAACGUGCAUUGAAAAACAUUGAAAAUUUCCUCAUUGCUCUUACACUUGACGUUGUUGGAUGUCUGAGGCAACACAUUGACUUUUGGCUGAGAAAACGGUCGGCAAGAUGGAUGUUUGCAGAUAUUUGAUUGUGAUUCACUUCCUGGCGUUCACCUUUUUCAAAGUGGCAGCUUGCUCUGAGGUGUCCAUUAUUGGAGGCAAAGAUGUCAAAAAACUUCAGCCGUGGAUGGUGUCCAUUCAGAAGGACCAGACCCAUGUGUGUGGAGGAAUCCUCAUUCAAGACCAAUGGGUUUUAACUCCAGCACACUGCGAAAGAAAACCCAUUUCAUCUGUGACAGUUCUCAUAGGAUCUCUGUCUCUGAGUAAAGGCUCUCAGCGUGUUGGCAUCCUCAGUUAUGCAAAACCUGCAACAUUCAAUGAAAGGACUAAACAAGAUGACAUCAUGCUGAUUAAGCUAAACAAAAAAGUGAAAGCAAAGCCCAAAAAGAUCCCUAAAAAGGAAAAGGAUGUUCCACCUGGAACAAAAUGUGUUGUGACAGGUUGGGGAACUGCUAAUUCUGAAGUCCAUAAACCUUCUGAUAAACUGCAAAUGUUAGAGGUGACAGUUGUGGACAGAGAUCUGUGCAACUGCUUCUACAAGAGCGAUCUUGUGAUCACCAAAGACAUGCUGUGUGCAGCAAACAAGCAGGAAAAUAGAGGCGUCUGUUGGGGAGAUUCCGGUGGACCUCUGGAAUGUAAGAAAAACAUAGUUGGAUUUGUAUCAGGGUCGAUAGGAUGCGGUAAUCCCAAGAAACCAACUGUGUACACGUUUCUCUCCAAAAGACAUAUCUUCUGGAUCAAUAGCAUACUUAAAAAGCAACUGAACAGCACAACUUUUUAA